AUGGCGCCAAUUGAGGUUGAGCAUGCACCACCUUCAACCACUGCAGCAACUAGAAGGAAUCUCUGCUGGGAUCUACAAGUUGUGAAUGAGGUAGAUGAAACAGCAAGUGCAUAUGUGGACCCACCACCUAAGAAAAUGACUCCAAGGAAGAAACAGCUAGCUACAAAGAACAUGCGGGCAGAGAAGGCGGCCGCCGAGGCGGCGGCAGCGGCGAAGGUCGCCGUGAAGAGUGAGCCCGGCUGCAGCGCUCCGCCGGCGGCGGAGAACAACACAAAGGAGGCCACUGGUCACGGGUGGGUGUCUGUCCCGCCCGGCUUCUCCACGCGCCAAAAACGAAAGCUGCAGCACGCCCCGGACAGACAUGACGGCGACACGGUCGGGUGGGAGGCGGCGCGGCAGCUUCUGCAGGGCGUCAUCACGCCGGCGCGGGAGCGCUCGUUCUUGGUGGCGGAUCCCUUCUCCGUCAUCGCGACGAGCUACAUCGCGACGCUCCAGGUUCGAUCCUGA
This is a messenger RNA of Miscanthus lutarioriparius, 507 nucleotides long. NCBI's taxonomy places the organism in Eukaryota, Viridiplantae, Streptophyta, Magnoliopsida, Poales, Poaceae. The record is from the annotation of a GenBank genome assembly.